This is a messenger RNA of Lactuca virosa, 1392 nucleotides long. Lineage: Eukaryota; Viridiplantae; Streptophyta; Magnoliopsida; Asterales; Asteraceae. The record is from the annotation of a GenBank genome assembly.
AUGGAUGCAGAUACAGCUUUAGAGUUGGUGAAGAAAGGCGCCUCUCUUCUUUUCCUCGAUGUUCCUCAGUACACUCUUCUUGGCAUCGAUACUCAGAUGUUUUCUGUUGGACCUAAUUUCAAAGGUAUCAAGAUGAUUCCUCCAGGUCCUCACUUUAUAUACUACAGUUCUUCAAAUAGAGGUGGAAGUGAAUUUUCACCAAUGAUAGGUUUUUUUAUCGAUUUGAAUCCAUCUCAGGUAAUUGUUCGCCAGUGGGAUCAACAAGAGGAACGAUUAGUUAAAAUAUCAGAAGAAGAGGAAGAAAGAUACUCUCAAGGUGUAAAAAAUAUGGAGUUUGACAAAUACCUCGGGCCUUAUACACUAAAUCAAUUUGGGGAAUGGAAAAUGUUAUCAAACUACAUUACAAAAACUACUAUUCAAAGAAUUGAACCCAUUGGAGCAGAGAUCACAAUAAUUCAUGAACCCGAUAUUUUUGUAAACAAUCCAAAAACUGCAAUGGAGGAAGCUUUAUCUGAGCAAUUAAAGAACACUAAAAUUCAAAAAUCUGAUGAUAAAAUUGUAAAAAGAGGUUGUUAUUACACGAAAAUCCCACGUUUAAUUAAACAAAAGGGAAUCCUCGGGCAAGAUCUUACUUCCUUGAAUCUUGACAAGACAAGUCUUUUGGAAAGCAUUUUGAUUAAAGAAUAUGAAGGAAUGGAAGAUUUGCUUCUUGGAGAACUGCAAUUUGCUUUUGUUGCAUUUUUGAUGGGACAAUCACUUGAAGCAUUUCUUCAAUGGAAAAAUUUUGUUAACCUUUUAUUUGGUUGUACUGAAGCUCCUCUUCAUACACGGAGUAAUUUGUUUACUAAGUUUAUCAAGGUUGUCUAUUAUCAACUCAAGUAUGCAUUUCAAAAAGAAAAUAAUGCUGCUACAAAAGGGUCUAUCACAUUGUUAGAUGAUUCCUUUUUAUCUUCUGAUAGUUUUCUUCAACAUCUGUGUAAGGAGUUCUUUUUGCUUGUGCUUCAAGCUCCCUUUGUUGAUGGAGACCUUUUGUCUUGGACAAGAAAACUUAAAGAGUUACUAGAGUCAUCUCUUGGAUGGGUAUUUGAGCAUGACACGAGAGACGGCAUCUUUUAUGAAGAUGAUGAUGAGUUUGCUCCGGUGGUGGUGAUGUUGGAGGAGUGAAGAUAUGAUGGAUUUUUGGCGACUUAUUAGGCAUUUGGAAACAACAUCAAGAUUUUUUUUUUGGGUUAUAAUAAUAAAAUUUUGUGCAAUAUCUAUUUAUAGUUAGGGAUUUCGGAUGAAUUUUGUGUAUAAAAGUUAAUGUCAUAGGGAAAUCUUUGAUUGUGGGUUGUGAAUUAUGUGGAAUGUGGCUAAUUUCAUGGAGUAGAUAAAAUGUUAAAAAAGGCUAGU